AUGAAUUCAUCUCCAUCACCUCUUUUCUCAGAAGUUACUGAUAAACCCUUUUUACCACCUACAUCUCCUCCUUCUAUUGUUCCAGACCUUGUUAGUUUUUCUUCUCAACCUGUUUAUGUUGAACCUGUCACUGCUACUCCACAAAGGAAAUCAGCCAGGCCAACACAUAAACCAUCUUAUUUGCAGGACUAUCGUUGCAACAUGUUAUCUACUUCUUCCGCCACUCAGUCAUCCACAGAUGAUAUAGUUUUGGCAGGUGAUGACAUCCAGGAAAUCCAAACUGUGAAGGCUCUAUUGAAUGCAAAGUUCAAAAUUAGAGACCUAGGCCAACUCAAGUAUUUUCUGGGCUUAGAAAUUGCAAGAUCUCAACACGGCAUUAAUUUGUCAUAA
Molecule: messenger RNA, 390 nt
Organism: Vigna radiata var. radiata (mung bean)
Lineage: Eukaryota; Viridiplantae; Streptophyta; Magnoliopsida; Fabales; Fabaceae
Exons: 2
Coding region: 1-390 (129 amino acids)
Source: RefSeq, a predicted model, not a curated record